Phyllopteryx taeniolatus (common seadragon) is the source of this 2286-nucleotide messenger RNA. It is a transcript of the gene gpr151, whose product is annotated as G protein-coupled receptor 151. Gene Ontology annotation, molecular function: G protein-coupled receptor activity. NCBI's taxonomy places the organism in Eukaryota, Metazoa, Chordata, Actinopteri, Syngnathiformes, Syngnathidae. The transcript has a single exon. The record is from RefSeq and is a predicted model, not a curated record. Gene Ontology annotation, cellular component: membrane. Gene Ontology annotation, biological process: G protein-coupled receptor signaling pathway. Bases 1 to 1299 code for a protein of 432 amino acids.
AUGAACAAACUGUCUGGGAACAAUUCGACGGGGAUGAACAGCUCUUUAACCAAGUGGUCAUUCAACGAUGGCGGCUCUUUUCAACAUUUGGACCCCAGCGAGCUGAGGGUCCUGGUGCCGGCCAUCCUGGGCAUCAUUUGUGUCCUGGGCUUGGCAUGUAAUUUAACCGCCAUGGCCAUCUUGUUUUCCAACGCCCACAAGGGCAAACUGUCCCUCAUCAACUCCCUCAUCUUCAACUUGAUGUUCGCCGACAGCCUGGUGCUGCUCUUUACCGUGCCCUUCCGGGCCGCCUCCUACUCCAGGGCCAGCUGGACUCUGGGCUGGGUGGUGUGCAAGACGUCCAACUGGUUCUUUCACUCGUGCCUGGCGGCCAAGAGCUUCACGGUGGCCGUCAUGGCAAAAGCCUGCUACCGCUACGUGUCCAACCCGACCAAGCAGGUGAGCAUCCACCUUGGUUCCAUCCUCGUGGUUUUCUUCUUCAUCUGGCUGUCGGCUUGCAGCGUCCCCAUCCCUCUCUGGCUCUUUGCCACGCUGCAACGAGGGCUCCACGGGCUCAUGUGUGUGCUGCAUGUCCCCCCUGAAGCAUGGGGGUUCAUGUUUGUGUACAUAAAGGCGUACCCACUGGGAGUGUACUGUGCCCCCCUCAGCUUUUCCCUGAUGUACUUCUGGAAGGCUUACAGCCAGUGCCAGCGCCGCACCAGUAAGACUCAGAAUCUCCGCACACAGAUCAGGUCCAGGAAGCUCACCUUGAUGCUCUUCAACCUCACCAUAGCCACUGCCAUCCUCUGGCUUCCACAGUGGGUGGUGUGGGUUUGGGAGCGCCUCUCGGCAGACGGAGCGACAGGAGGAUCGCAGAACUUCAUCUCACCUCCUCCUGUUCUCAUCGCCCUCUCGGCACAGCUGCUCACCUUCUCGCUGUCGCUCAUCAACCCCCUCAUCGUGGUCUGCCUCUCCGAGGAGUUCCGAGAGGGCUACCGCGGGCUGUGGAGGCGCCUCACCCUGCGCAAGCAUCCUCCCUCCAAGCCCGGACCUCACAAACCCACCUCGCUCCAGUCACCUUGUCCCAGACCAGAGACCUCUGGCCAGCAGAGGAGUGAGAGGAGCAUUGGAUCAUCAAGCACCAAGCCGGAAACCAGCAGAGAUGCCCAAGGCGCAGUGAGAGGAGGAGGCGAUGUCGACAAAGAUGGGCUCAUCCUGCCCGACGUGGAGCAGUUCUGGCACGAGAGGGAGUCCGGAUCACAUUUGGAUGAAAAUGACCCGGUGCCGUGGGACCAUCAGGACCACCACGAGAGAAAUUAACGACCAGCUAAUCCUCAGAAUGAUAUCAACAACAUCUUUCUUCUCUCCACGAAUUGGACUGCACAAUGUAAUCACUGAUGUUCUGUGUAUUUCUGUGUUCAUCUUUUGUGGGGUGCAAUUAGUGUGGAAUACAACUAAUUGUACAGUAGUACUAUCUGUUUAAAUUAUUGCUCAUUGUUGGUUGGAUGAGGAUAAAGUAUUUGUGUCAAUAUGUAUAAAAAAUCUAAACUGCAUGUAAAGUAGACAGACAAUUAAGCCCACAAUUAUGUAUAUAACUGGGCCUAAUUUUGAGUAAGUGAAUGUUUCUAUUUUUUGAAUGGUCAUGUUCUGGCUGGUAAUGACACAAAAAUGGCAAAAGAUAAGGAGAUUUAUCAUCAUUUGUACAGGCACAGAGCAGUUACGGGUAUAUGGGGAAUUUCUUGUGUAUGUCUUCUUGAGUCAAUUGAAAUUGAAAUAAUAGGCAGAAAAAAAGGCAGAUUGCAAAGUUGAACUACAAUAAAAAGUUGAAAAGGACAAAAUGUUAAUUUAAAAAGAGAAUUCUAUUUUCAUUUUUUUAAAUACAUUUUGACAUUUUCCACAUCCCAAAUUAUUCAGUGUGCUCUAAAUGUAUAGUUCAUUCGAUGUGUCGAAUAGAUGUGUUUUCUCAAAAUUAUCAAGGAAAUCAAUCCUUUUCAAUUUCAACAAUUUAGUAUUUUGCCACUUUCUUGUGUCAUUUCCUGCUAGAGGACAUCCAUUCAACAAGUAAUAAUAAUAAAAUAAUAAUGAUUUGGGGCUUAUUACAUUAAACCUAUGUAUUUUUCCGUCAGUGAAUGCUGUUUGUAAAGUGCAGCUUUUUUGAAGUACGUACAGUGAAAAAUGUUAGUUCAUUCUAUUUAAUAUUGACCUGGCUCCUCUUGGAAACACGUUUAACCCAGUUUAUCUUAAAUGUCAGUGUUUUUUGCACUUGUGGAAGUCUGUAAUUCCAGUCUUGUUCUUUUCGCAUUCAUA